UUUUUUUUCCCUUUUUUUUUUUUUUUUUUUUUUUUUUUGCGUUGAUGCUCUGCGAGCCGGAGCCGGCGGGAGACGCGGUCCUCACCUGAGAGAUCCGGCACAAUUCCCCCGUUGGAAGGCUGUUAAUGGAGAAGAGGGCGGAUGACAGCCGGGACCGUGGUCAUCACAGGUGGAAUAUUAGCAACUGUCAUUUUACUUUGUAUCAUCGCUGUCCUCUGCUACUGUAGGCUCCAGUACUACUGCUGCAAGAAGGAUGAGUCCGAGGAGGAUGAGGAGGAGCCCGACUUCGCCGUGCACUCCCACAUCCCGCCGCUCCACUGCAACCGCAACGUAGUGCUGACCAACGGCCCGUCCCUCUACACCUCAUCCCCCUUUGGCAAGAAGCCCACGCCGAGCCGGCCGAGCUGCCCCGGCUGCACGCCGUAUGAGCCCCCCACCUUCUUCCUGCAGGAGCCCCCCGAGGAGCUGCACAAUGGGGGCGACCGGGUGAGCUACAAGACAGUGAGCCAGGAAGAUCUCGAUCUGCCGGUGAGCGUGGCCAACCUGCAGGCGCUCAACCCCAACCGGCUCUCAGCCAUGCGGGAAGCCUUCUCCCGCAGCCGCAGCAUAAGCACUGAUGUGUGAGGCGCUGGCUGCCCACCCAGCCCCUGGAGCAUCACAGCGCACCUCGCCACUGCUGCUGGGGCUUGUAACAGUGGGGAGAACUUUUUGAAAUUCAUGGAAGAGGGUGGGGUUUUUUUUUUGGGGGGGGAAAGAAUGUAUUUCUCUGUUCCGUAGGCAGAGAUGUGCUAAAUGGCAAUAUAAAGGGGUAACAAAAAAACAAACCUGGAAGGGAAGCAUGGGGGAGGGUGGUUGCAGCUGGGAUGCAAGGUUUUCUAGCGCUGCGUUGCAUUUUUUGUUUGUUUUAUAAAGAGGAUUUUGAUAUUGUGCAUCCUUUUAAUACAAACGCCCCUCCUCAGCAUUCGGCUGUAGUGCCGAGUGAUGACAAGCAAGCGGUGGAGCACACGGUUGACUGCAAAAUGGCUCAUGCUGCAAGUCAGCCGGCACCUGCUGCCAUGUUGUGGGGGCAUGCUGCAGCCCACUGCUCCUGGCCCUAGUGUGCAUACACCCCCACGCCCCCAUAGCAAAGCAGGGCUGCUAUUGCCCACGCUGCUGCCACCCCCUCCUGCACCUCUCUGCACUGCAGCUCUGUAUGUGCGUGCACAGCCCUGCCCUAUCCCCAGGCUAUCUUGCUCCUCAAGUUGGUCAUUUAUUCCUGGGUGACAGGUGCAAUUCCCUCAGGGUUAGGAUGGCCAGUGGGUGCACAGCCUGUCCCUGCUCCUGGAGCCCCUGGAGCACCCCCACAGCCCCCCAGUGGAGCAGGGCUGGGGGGAGUUGCAAACCAAUUGCAUUACCUGGCUAUGGAAAUGACACACAGGGCAGUUACGGAUGGAGAGGUACACCUGUAGCUGCCCCCUCUGAAUAAUCAGCACCCCUGCUCCAAAUAAUGCCAUUUGCACCUUCUGAUUGAGGGCUGGGUGAGCAAGAGUGUCAUCAUGUAUGUGCCCAACCCUUGCAUGCACAUUUCUACAUGCAUCUCUGUUGGGUUUUUUUAGAAAAAAAGAAAAAAAAAGCCAUGACACUUUCUCUCCAUGCAGGAAUGUGUCAAAACACUUUAGAUUUAGGCAAAGCCACCUCUUUUGCAUUUUUCAUCCAGCCGUUUCCCACAGCUGGGCAGCCUGGCGGGGGCUGCGGCACCGGCACCGGCUCUGCCCCAGCUCCGUGGGCCGCGCUGGCUCCAGGCAGAGCAGGCGGCGAGGAGCUGGCAGCAGAGAGCAUCCCUCUGCGCUACAAACCAGUGCUUUGGGAGGAAGACAUGCACAUUGCAUCGGUGCCUGCAUGGGGACUCUCGUGCUCUGGUUUCUCCUGGCUGUCUCAGUUCUUCCCCUCCACCCUUGCAAUACUCACGGUUUGUCUGACAAAACACCCUCUUUCUCCUGGAGCGAGUGUGCGUUAUUCAGAUUAAAAGCAUGGCGCUGGACUUGGGGAUGGCUGCUGGAGGAUGGACUGGCUGCAAAGAGACUCUCGUGGCCUCAGGGCUGUGCUCUGGGUCAGCUUUCCUUUUUAAAGAUGCGAUGGGAAGAAAAAAGCCGUGGCUUCAGCCCCAGCGGCUCCCAAAUACUGUAUGCAGCCCAGCUGGGUAUUUUACUUUUAACCACGAGGGCUUUUAAUUCCACAGGAAAUCUUUUGAAGUACAAGUCUGUCUUUGCAAAUGAGUAACUUCAACUUUCUUGGGGGGGGUUCUAU
Molecule: messenger RNA, 2286 nt
Organism: Falco peregrinus (peregrine falcon)
Lineage: Eukaryota; Metazoa; Chordata; Aves; Falconiformes; Falconidae
Gene: FAM163B
Product: family with sequence similarity 163 member B
Exons: 3
Coding region: 142-624 (160 amino acids)
Source: RefSeq, a predicted model, not a curated record